Messenger RNA from Symbiodinium necroappetens, 3678 nucleotides. Lineage: Eukaryota; Dinophyceae; Suessiales; Symbiodiniaceae. The record is from the annotation of a GenBank genome assembly.
AUGCCGGUUACACUCAAUAUAGGUAAGACCUUCGAUGACGUUGCUCCCUUUCUUGGUGGCGUCUGGUCUCUCCCUCGUGCCUUGCCCCCUGGGCUUCACCUUCACCCCGCAACUGCCAGGGCUCUGGCUAUUGGCUACCAGUCCAGGCAAGAGAUACGUGACAGCAUCGAGAUCUACACUGAUGGGUCCUUCAAUGGCAAACUCAGUGCUUGGGCCUUUGCUGUCGUCGCCGUUGCCCCGUCCGGCCGCACCCUACAAGGUUGGUGCCGAGGCGCUGUUGCACUGCAGGGCGACCCGGCCUACAUUGGGGCAGAUACACACUCUGCCCUUGAAGCAGAACGAUCAGCGCUGUUCUGGGCUGUGGCAUGGGCCCUGACGCAGGCCGACAUUAGUAUAAAUAUCUGGACGGACUCCCUGUCUGUCAUAGGCCAGACUAGCAACAAGCGCCCGCUGGGAUCGAUCCCCGAAGGGCACUUGGCCUUAGACCUACUCCUACUGCAAUUGGCCCUGACUCUGCCGAUCAUCUCUGUCUAUGCCUCCGCUUGGUAUCCUGCAAUGUCCAGACCCUUGAAGAAAAUGCUUCUGCCGGACUUGUUGGCAGGGACACAGCCCUUCGCGUUUCAGGACGACAAGCCCCUCUUUUUCGCGCUAGAAGAUUUUCGAGUACUGAGCUGGUCGCCCAGGCACCUCUUUGUCAAGUGCAUCCGAGGGAGCUUUCGCUUUCUCAUUGCUGUCUGCCAUGCGCCCACAUCUCUCGACGCAACCCGAGAGUCGUGGUGGAAAAAGCUUGCCGAUGACUUAGGGGGAUAUGCCAAUGGCCUUCCCGUAGUUAUUCUCGGAGACCUCAAUUUGCGGCUCAUUGAGCCCUGGGAAGACAGUGUUGGCGAUCUCUGUUGGGAAGACGGGGCCCACCCACCUGCCCCUUUCUUUCGCAUCCUCAGCCACCACGGGCUUUGGGUCCCUUCUACCUUUACUGCCUGUCAUAGAGGGCUUUCCCAUACCUGGAUUUCACCUGGGCAAGGGGCUCUUUCACGCAUUGACUUCAUACUUGUUCCUCAAACCUGGAAGGCCGACGAGGGCUCCUCCAGGGUCCUCUACGAUGUAGACUUCGGUCAAACAGGCUUGGAUCACUAUGCAGUCUGCCUUGAGGUCAAUGCCCUUGCCCCUUCCUCCGGCCACAAAGGUCCUCGCCCUCCUCGUAUUGAUGUCAGCCGUCUUCACUCCCCCGAGCAUGCUGCUACUGUCCAAGCCAUUUGUAAGACGGUGCCCCCUGUGCCGUGGAGUGUUGACGCUCACACCCACUAUGACUUUUUUGCACGACAUCUUGUCGAGCACCUUGCGCUCGCUUUUCCUGCGCAGAGGGCUGCCAGACGCAAGACCUUUUUCUCGGAUGGGACUUGGUCGUUCCGUCAGCAAAGGGUCAGCUUGCGCAAACUUGCACACAGGGCUUCUGCCUGGCUGGCUAAGUAUGAACUUCGCAUUGCCUGGGUUGCGUGGAUCUGCGAGGGCCCCUAUGUGUGGGCCGGGCUGCUUUCUUUGGCGGAUCUGCUGCGUAGUGUCGCCGACCUCCGCCGCAGUGUCGGGGACCUGCGUAGGUUAAAGCCUUUCUUGAAGCGGUCCAUCCAGAGUGAUAAGCGCAGUUUCACGCAUGAAGCUGCGAGGACAGCCUCUAUGAGCACCUCUAAGGAUACCUUUAAGAAGCUCCGGGCUUUGAUAGGUCCCACCAAAAGAAAGGUCAAGGGCAGUCGAGCCAUUCCCGCCAUCAAGCUUGAGGACGGCAGCAUUGCCAGUGAUGUUGGAGAGGCCGAGGCACGGUGGAUUCGCCACUUUAGCUCCAUAGAGGCCGGUGGACCUCGGACUCCGGAACAGAUCACACAGCAGUGUCAGGCUCGUCAGGGUGAGCUUGACCUCUCUGAGUAUGAUGUCGAGGCCCGUGACAUCCUCACCCGAGCACAAGUUGAGGCUUAUGUUCGAGACCAUUCCUUGAUCAGUGCUGCCGGAGGGCCGCCUGUCCUGGCUAGGAUGGUCGAAGAAACGAACUGUGACACCUGGUUCGCCCACGGAUCCCUAGAAGGGACAGCCAUCGUGAAGGCGGGCACUCGGCCGGGAGACAAUCUCGCUGACCUUAUCUUUUCCUUCUUAUUUGCAGAACUGCUGCAGACCCUGCGCAGGCGGUUCGAGAAAGAUGGCCUUUCAAGCGCCUUGCCCUGGAACGAUCGGUGGCUGGGGGCCGGUCCGGAGGCUGCUGUUGCCUCUGACGCCACUGAUGUGGCGAGACCGAUCGACGUAACCUGGAUGGAUGAUUUGGCGCUCCUCGUCGAGGACUCCAGGCCGGAAGGAUUACUUGAUAAAGUAGCCGCGGUUGCUACGGCAACACUAGACGAAUGUAUGAAAGCCACCCUGGUGCCUAACUUGGCAGUAGGUAAAACUGAGUGCGUUGUUGCCCUCUACGGCCCUGGUUCUAAGAAGACCGCGGCGGAGACCUUUAGGGGCAGCUCACCAGAGCUGCAGCUGCACUCUGAAAUUUGGCCUGCUGCGCGGCUCCGACUUGUCACAACCUAUAAGCAUGUUGGGGGCAUUGUCCAGGCAGGAGGCGGGACUACCAAAGAAGUGCGCUCACGCAUUGGCGCAGCCUGGGCUGCCUUCAGGCAACACCGCCGACAAGUUUUCUCGUCUCCGCUUAUUCAUGCGCGGGAUGAGGCAGUGCUCUUCUCCGCGGUCGUGGAAUCUACCUUGUUCUACGGGAUUGGAGCAUGGCCGGCGCAUGAUCCUGCUGCCACCACUAAGAUCCAGGGUUCCCUAGUUGCAAUGGCUCGCCUCAUGUUGCGACCGAGGUUUUCUUAUGUCGAGGCGCGUCACAUGAGUGGCCUCUACGUCCUUGCAUGCGCUCGUGUCCUACCGGCUGAGGUUGCCAUCGCUUUGGAAAGGAUGCGCCACUUCCGCCUGGUUGUCUCCAAAGCUGGUGCCGAGUUCUGGGCUUUACUCCAUGCUGAGCGCUCGUGGCUUUAUCAGGCCCAGCAGGCACUACAAUGGGCUGGAGAGCUUCGACAAAGGGCCGGCCUCAAUGAGCCUGAUAUCUCGGACUGGAAGGCCUUGACUCCCUCUGGACAGCCGAAGUCCAACAAUAUCAUGGCCUGCUUUUUAGGUCACAACUUCCUGCUGUCCAAGCCCAAGGGCCACUCUGGCCGUGGCAACAGCGACAGACCCCUUUUGAGGAACACCGACCGUCAGAAGAGGUCCUGUCUGCCCUGGAGGAAUGUUUUUGCGCUGGAGGAGAUGCCUACCAGACCUAUCAGGAUGUUCUUGAGGCAUAUCGCCGUGCCUUCAGUUGCUGUUGUCUCCAGCUCUCUCGACUUCGAGCUACUGCAGCUGAAUGGAGGCACCGGUUGCAAGACACCCUCAAUGCUGAUGAAGACUGGUCCAUACAAUGGUCCAGCUGGCAUGUCCAUGCUUCUGACCUGCUGCUUCGGGUCUCAUGGGCUGAAUGGCUGGUCCCUGAUCCCAUUGCCCCGAGGUUUGCCGUCUCCACCUUCAGGGACGCAAGUACCCAAUUGCCCUGGCUCCUCUUUGACUUUGUUCACUUUCCUGCUGCCACUAGUGGACUUCAGAUCGGUCUCCGACACCCCUUCGAGCCUCAAUGUUGACGACUGGCUGGCACCGAGUGUCUGGCAGCCCUAG